CGUUCAUCCACUUGGCCAGCGACGCCACUUGCGACGGCUCGUCAAGAUCCCCGCCCUCCGCCCCCACGCGCGCUCGAUUCUGCGUCGUCCGUUUGGUUCGUCCCUUGCUCCGCCCCCGUCCUCGUCGUCUCCUCCCCCACUCCCGUCUCGUCGGCUUUCUUUAACCAAUCCCCUGGCCACCCAUCGCAACCCCCAGUCCCCCACCAAUCCUUUUCCCUUUUCCUGAUGGUGGUAACAAUGAACCGCAGCGGCGAUCUCUCCGAGCCGGAUUGCUGCAGCGGCGGUCGCUGGCGCUGCGUACGGGUUUCGCGGUCGCGUGUGGAUUCGAUUUGACCGCCUUGGCCUGGUGCAGCCGAGUAUAUUUGCUAGCGGUGCGAGUAAUCUGUUCGGGCUCCUGGUUCUCGGCUUUGUUCUUUCGUGUUCUUCGGUGAGGUGCUGCUCUUUCGUGCCUGGUGCAGUGGAGCGAUCGGGAGAGCUGGAAUCACAAUCUUCUCGAAACGAGAUCUUUUUUACAUUGCUUCACUCCACAUACUAUUGGGACAAGUCUGUGGGUAGGAUCAUGUCUGAACAACCUCUGAGCACAGGGAGUGCCUUGAAGUGUAACUAAGUUGCUACGUUGGUGAUUUUUUGUAUUUGCAUUCUUCUUCCGAAAGUUCAUGAAAGAUAUGUUUAAAAAAUCCAAUUAGUUCUGUGACAGUGGAUGAUGAUCAUGGAUUGUACAGUAGUCAGAACAGUUAGUGAGUCAAAACCAGGCAAUGAGCAAAAGGACUCUUUAGAAGAACUUCCUGGAGCUAUGGAGACUUUAGUAGUGCAUGAUCAUGAAGAAGAAAAAUUAAUUGGACUUGAAGAUGAUACAGAAUUAACACCUUAUGAAGGAAUGGAAUUUGAGUCUGAAGAUGCUGCAAGGGAUUUCUACAGCACAUACGCUAGAAGCACAGGUUUUCGAAUUCGGAUCAGCAGGUAUACUCGCUCCAGACGUGAUAAUUCAAUCAUUUCCCGCCGUAUUGUUUGCUCAAAAGAGGGAUUUCAUGAAACUCGUGCUUGUGAUGGUCUCCAUUCUGACCAAAAACAGCAAGAACGUGCAGAUACUAGGGUUGGUUGCAAGGCUAUGAUAAUGAUUAAAAAGUAUGGUCCUGGCAAAUGGAUAGUUACCAAAUUCGUAAAGAACCAUAAUCACGGACCAGUUCCACCAAGAAAACUUGAUGCUAGGCUAGCACAUCAGGACUGCGAUCCAAUGGAAAAGCCACAUUCUAUUGAGGUGGACCCUGUCGAGGAGCCGUUUGAGGGUAUGGAAUUUGAAUCUGAAGAAGCAGCAAAAUUGUUCUAUGUAAACUAUGCGAGGCUUAAUGGUUUUCGUGCGCGUAUUAGCAGGUACUGCCGUUCAAGGCGUGAUAAUUCAAUCAUUUCUCGCCAGAUCGUGUGUUCCAAGGAAGGCUUCCGUGAAGUUCGAACCAAGAAAGUGAUGACAGAUGAAGGGAAAACAAAGCGCCCGAGAAUGAUAACUAGAGUUGGUUGCAAAGCUAUGAUUGUAGUGAAAAAGAUUAACUCUGGAAAAUGGAUGGUUUCUAAAUUUGAGAAGGAGCAUAACCAUUCGCUGUCAUAUUCAACAGCAGUCCCUAGUACAUCAAACAUUACUUCUGGAGAAGCUGCUGAUUUCGCUGCAAAGAGUAGAGAUCCCAAUGAAGUAAAAAUUGAAGGAUACAGUGCAGGAACCCAAUGUAAUGAUAAUGGCACACAGUUCUCCUGCGCGUUCGAGAAAAAUUCUACAGAUUCGCUCACUGUCCUUUACAACAAUUUAUGCCAGGAGGCCAUGAAAUUUGCAAAAGAAGGGUCAGUCACAGAAGAAAUUUACCAUGUUGCAGUGUCUGCCUUGAAGGAGGCUGCAGAAAAGGUUGCUGAAGUCAAAAGGAGUCGUCCAACAUUGCCACAUCGUGGUUUUAUUACUGAAAGCAAACAUGAAGUCCUACAGAUGAAAACUAUGAGUGCUUUGGGAUGUUCAAAUGAGGUUGGACUGAAAAUAACACCCCCAGGGCCCAAGACUUUUCAAGAGCCUACCUCCAAUCUUGUGCUGAUACCAACCAACAUUUUGACUGAUUCAAGAUUAUAUAAUUGUGCUGAUAAUGCUCCGCUAUCAUGUGAUAUCCCCACAAAUGGGGGGCGGGGUAGGCAUGAACCAGAAGGUUCUUAUAUGCAUUUUGAGAACAUAAAGGAGACCUCUUCCCAGAAAUCUCAGAACACUAGUUUUAAUCAAGCCAUCCAUGAAAAGGAUGAAGGUAUCUAUGGAUCUUCUGAAGAAACUACGAUUGCUAUUCCUGCGAUACCUCUUGCCCUGUGCAUGCCUGUGACACGGAACUUACCUGGAGCUUCUGCAGAUGGGCCAUACAGAUUGUUGGCUGCACCAAUUGAAGCAGUUCCAAUUUCAUACCGUCCUGCAGAACCCAUCAGACAACAACAGAAAAGUUUUUGUAAUUUAGGUCCAUUUGCAGGUGUUCUAUCCGAACUGAAGAAUAGAGGAAAAGGUCCAAACCCUAUGGUGCAUGCUACAGCUCUUGCCUGUGGUGCUCGUGUUGUUCCUCUUGAGGAGGCAGCUUCGCUUAUUCAGGCCAUUGAAUCCAAGAUCAGAUCUGGAGGCGCCAUAAUAACAAAAUUACCUUCAAGCAACCUGACAUCGCUAGUUCCUCAGGCUGCUGCUAUGUCAUCUUCUAGUGAAGAUGGUGAGGAGAAUGACCACAGUGAGCCCCUGAUGGUGAACGUCAAACGCAACUGCCACGAUCAGAGCUCCGACGAAAUAUAGCUGCAAAGCGAGCCAUCAGAGUUGGAAACUGAAGCUGAGAAUUGUUCUCUGCCGCCUGAAAAUGAAAAUCAUGGUUCUACUGAUUGCUAACAGCUAAGACUGAAGGAUUGAAGCUAUGUGAAGAUCAAAGCUCCAAAGGUAGCAAAUUUAUACUAUAAUUUAAGACAUUUGUAAGAUUGAAUCCGUAUUCUAAUAAUGUAUUUCUGUUCACUUAUAUAGAGUAAUUGGAUUAGCCCAAAUAAUUACUUCCGGUAAAGAGUUUGUAAAAAGGACUAAUCAUACUGUGUACAUGUCUUACCGUUAUAGAAAAGAAAGGUGAUAGUGUUUAUAAACCA
This is a messenger RNA of Phragmites australis (common reed), 3129 nucleotides long. RefSeq lists its product as uncharacterized. The coding region runs from base 701 to 2794 and encodes 697 amino acids. The transcript has 5 exons. Lineage: Eukaryota; Viridiplantae; Streptophyta; Magnoliopsida; Poales; Poaceae. The record is from RefSeq and is a predicted model, not a curated record.